AUGCUUUAUGCUCUCUUGAGUUCAAAUGAAUUUGUUCAUUCGAGACAAUUCCAUUCUCGACAACCGGAAGAGAAAGAACGAAGAAAUUGGAAUAACGCAGAAGGAGAGCUUAAGUUGAGGAAACAUGAAAAGUUUAUUUAUAACGACUUGAGGAAGUUUCAAGCCCCAGUUCUAAAUAGCAACCAAGAAGUUGGUUACAAAGUAGUGUCUUCAUUUUGCUUCCAGGAAACAUUAUUUCGAUUAUAUUUAAAAGCUUCGAAUGAAAAAGUUUCAACAUACUUGAUGGAGGAACAAAUUUAG
Molecule: messenger RNA, 300 nt
Organism: Clunio marinus
Lineage: Eukaryota; Metazoa; Arthropoda; Insecta; Diptera; Chironomidae
Source: the annotation of a GenBank genome assembly